Centruroides sculpturatus (bark scorpion) is the source of this 1760-nucleotide messenger RNA. RefSeq lists its product as uncharacterized. The transcript is spliced from 15 exons. The record is from RefSeq and is a predicted model, not a curated record. Bases 57 to 1760 code for a protein of 567 amino acids. NCBI's taxonomy places the organism in Eukaryota, Metazoa, Arthropoda, Arachnida, Scorpiones, Buthidae.
CCCCUUAUAUACGGAUACUAAAUAAACAGAAGCAAUAAAUCGUGUAGAAAUUUGUAAUGUCAAUCAAGCUAUUUUCUAUACUUUUUAUUUGGAUAUUUAUACCAGAUAACUUGAAACCAACCGGAGGAGAUAUAAACAUACCAAAAUGGCCGAAACAGAUCGAAACUUUCAUUCGAGUUGUUGUUGAAGAAAGCGACGAAGAACUGCAAAUACAAGUACAUUACGACAAGGAAAACAAUUCGAUCGCUGUAAUUACAGAAACAGAUGCGGAAUCCACAGAAAUCAACAUAUAUUCGUUCGAUAGUGACGAAUGGAUAAAUAUUAAACAAACCGAAUGCCAAGUGAGUCCAAUACCGGACAGAAAAUCGUCUAUAAUUGUUUAUUCCAUCGAUGAAAAUAAAAGAAAGCUAAUUGGGGACAUCGCAUCACUUGUCUUUUUCGAUCCAAAUGUUAAGGCAGAAAUAGCAGAUUUAUCAACACUAGAAAAUGGAAUUCCAGUUGAAAAGUGGGAGACCCGUAAUCUUAACAUUACCCAACUAGAUGCUCAAUGUAAUUUAACUCACAGUUUAACCACAACUCACUGGAACAAUCCGGGAUAUAAAUCCUGUGACGAUAAACAAAAUCAACCUUGCGGUCAGAUUAUAUUAAUGGAAGUGGAUUGCUAUAACGAGGAAGAAGGCAGAAGAUUAACUUUCAAAGCCGAAUUUUUUAAUACGAAAAAUUAUAUAUCCAACAGAGAAGUUUUCCAGCAACCGGAAGGAAUUUAUUGCGAGAACAAAAAGAGUAAAAGAGGAUUUCCUAAAUUGCCGAAAUAUUUUGCUUUCGAAUUCGAGACUUACGAUUUACAAGUACAAGAACCAAAUAAAGACGUCUGGAAUUUCCACCAAAGGAUUUGGUUCGAUAAAGAAAACAAAUUAAUAAGAAGAGACGAAUUACAGCAAAAUUUUGAAACUACAACCACAAUUAUUCAGGAUUAUGAUAGAAGAAUCGUCUAUUCGAUUGACAAGAAAACGAGAAAGUGCGACCUGUGGAAUUUAACAAAUGACGAAAUAAUGGAGAAAAGUACGGUACUUCCGGGAGAAUCGUAUCCAUGGUUUCCGGAAUCGUCGACGAAAGAACCACAAUAUGUUGGACAGAGAAGAAAACACGAUUUAAUCUACGAAGUAUGGACGAAUCAAUAUAAAAAGGAUGAUUCUAUAAUAAUUGCUGAUUAUUAUUUUUUGAGUGAAACGGGAGUAGAAGAUAAAGAAGUAAACAUGUUUACUCCCGCAUUUUUAGAAAUAAGAAUUAUAGAAGAUCGUCAAUUUAUAGCUUCGGCUUGGCAAACUAUAAAUAAAUAUAGAACUCAUCCCGUAGAAUGGAUGGCUUUUGACGUUUCGGAAUGUUUCCAAGAGACAAACAAACGGAGAUUAUCAUUAACGUUAUCCGGCCCUAUAAAAGACACCGGCACGGAUGUAAUUGCAGAAAACCUACGUUCCAAUCUUCUGAAUUUAUUAAAAAUAUCACCAUUAAGAUUUGGUGUACCUCAGGUUACUUACGUUAACGACGAAUCUAUUAGAUACACUUUAAUCAUUAGCGAAAGGCCUUACGCAUUAGGGUUUGGAAAGAAUACAAAAGAACCUUCUUUAGACGAGAUUUAUGAAACUUUAAAGAAUAACGUUGAAAACGGAAAUGUUCGAUGUACAUUGCCCAAUGGAAAUUCACUAAAAGCAAUUGAGAUAAUUGAUGUAAAAGACAAAGACAAAAAUGGUAGAGUAUAG